Messenger RNA from Coccinella septempunctata (seven-spotted ladybird), 5539 nucleotides. RefSeq names its product SNF-related serine/threonine-protein kinase (gene Snrk). Gene Ontology annotation, biological process: microtubule cytoskeleton organization; protein phosphorylation; intracellular signal transduction. Gene Ontology annotation, cellular component: cytoplasm. Bases 334 to 3144 code for a protein of 936 amino acids. The record is from RefSeq and is a predicted model, not a curated record. The transcript has 8 exons. NCBI's taxonomy places the organism in Eukaryota, Metazoa, Arthropoda, Insecta, Coleoptera, Coccinellidae. Gene Ontology annotation, molecular function: tau-protein kinase activity; protein serine/threonine kinase activity; ATP binding.
GAUGUCGAAUACGCUGACACUAUGCCGUAUCGUGCGUGAGUUCAGGGGAUCCGUGUGUUGUCGAUGUCAAACUUUGCUUUCAAUAGUGUUUGCGCGUCAGAUAUUGAAAAUUGUAAACAAAUAUUAUUUGUGUUACUAGGAACUAUCAGAGAAAGAGCAGUGAACUACCGGUUAGAUAAUAAUGGUCACAAUUGAGCAAAUUAGACUUAUGAACCUAUGACUCUGUUAACCCAGUUGUGAAUCAAAGUGUUUACACCUAACAAAAUAUUGAGUGAACUAACUAUGAUGACCUUGACACUCACUUGAAUUCCGAUAACGCAAUCAUUGUUAGGCAUGCACCAUCGGAGCCUGCGCAUAGGCGGCGUGGGAACCCUUGACGCUGGAGGGCUCCGCACUAGACCAUAUGAUGGCAAGAUUGCUGGGCUCUACGAUCUCGAAGAGACUCUUGGUAGUGGCCAUUUCGCCGUCGUCAAGUUGGCUCGACAUGUCUUCACCGGAGAGAAGGUUGCUGUCAAGGUUAUAGAUAAGAGUAAAUUGGACGAAAUUUCCAAGGCCCACUUGUUUCAAGAGGUGCGCUGUAUGAAAUUGGUCCAACAUCCCAAUGUAGUACGCCUGUACGAAGUAAUCGACACCGCCACGAAGCUCUACCUGAUACUUGAGCUUGGUGAUGGUGGCGACCUCUACGACUACAUAAUGCGUCACGACACGGGCCUCUCUGAGCAACUGGCCAAAGAGUACUUUAGGCAGAUUGUCAGAGCAAUAUCCUACUGCCAUCAGCUCCAUGUGGUGCACAGAGAUCUGAAACCUGAGAAUGUAGUCUUCUUCGAAAAACUGGGCGUGGUGAAAUUGACCGAUUUCGGUUUCAGCAACAAGUUUUGUCCAGGACAAAAGUUGGAGACCUCCUGCGGUAGUUUGGCGUAUUCGGCUCCUGAAAUAUUGCUGGGAGAUUCGUAUGAUGCACCAGCAGUUGAUAUUUGGUCGUUGGGUGUCAUUUUAUACAUGCUUGUGUGUGGCCAGGCUCCUUUUCAAGAAGCCAACGACUCGGAAACCUUAACCAUGAUCAUGGAUUGUAAAUACAGUGUUCCCCCUCAUGUUUCCCCGGAAUGCAAAGAUUUGAUAUCCCGGAUGUUGGUUCGAAAUCCCGAAAAGAGGGCGACGUUAACUCAAAUCUCUACACACCCUUGGCUGGAGGUGGGGAAAGAAGACAAUCCUCCACUUGACGUGCUCCCACUUGUUUCCCGGGAACAGUUAUCUGAGGAAGAUCACAAUUUCAUCGUCCAAAAAAUAGUCAAUGGAAAUAUUGCAACAAAAGAGGAAAUACAUGACUGUCUGGACAAGAACGAGUACAAUCAUAUAACAGCUACUUAUUACCUGUUAGCUGAACGUAAAUUGAAGGCUAAUAGACAUGAACAUACGAACAAAAUUCCCAGACCAGAGAAUUUGGCUGUUCAACCCAUUGUUCCAACUAAGAAGCAUAAUAAUGGAACAAAUCCUGCCCCUUUUCUGUUAUCCGUCCCCAGAACCCCCGGAGAUUUACCACAGCGAUCUCGAAAAUGCAGUAUUGUUCAGGAAGAUGAAGAGGAGGAAGACAUUUCAACAUGCUCUGCACAUGAGGAAUUAAAUGUUCCCCUGAACCGUAGAGGAUCAAAAUCGGAGGGUAGAUUGAAUUUAGCACUACAAGAAAGAUUGGCUGAGACUGAAAGAAGAAGAAAACCAGCCGAUAUUUCGGAAAAACCAGAACUCAAAAACUCUAGCGUCAAGACCGAACCAAAAACAUCUGCGAAUUCGCAUAUGAAUUGGCGGUUGAAUAAAAAUAAUUCUGUAGAUUCGCCAGUUCAGUCGAAAAUUAUAAAGAAUCUCAACAAAAAUAUAUCAACUAAUUUACCCCCAACAACUAUCAUUACUGAAUCUUCCACAAUAUCGAUUCCAAUUAUCACAACUACUCCCGUGAGCUGUUCCAAGAUGCCAAAGUAUAAAACUAUGCCUUCUCCAACAAGGACGUCGCCAUUAGGCUCAAAUUCCAGUACUCUCAAUGAAAUAUUUGAAGAAGGGGAAACCCAAAACAUUGGAAAGCCUUCAAGGCAAUUCGUCAAAAACAGAACUCCUUAUGAACAACGAAAGUCGAAAUUUCAUAAAGCGAGAACAGCUUCCUGUAGUUCAUCAGAUGCGAGCGAUGAUGAUAGCGAAAAGAGGAAAAAGAGAGCUCAUAAACUGGGAACUUCUGCUAAGCCAUUUCAAGGGAGGAGAGAUAGUUAUGAUGAUAGCAGUGAUUCUCAAGAGCCAGGACCUGGUAAUGGCACAUCUAACUCAAAUGCAAAUAAUCUAAGCAAUACUCUCGUGGUAGACCAGAACAGAACUAACAACACUCAAGAAACUAAGGAAGAAAAUAGUAAUAGUGGGGGAAACACAGGUGGUAGGCAGCAUAUGAGCAAUUGCAGUGUUUUGAUCAGCAAAAAGCACAAAUCAAGUCGUAGAAGAAAUGGCGAAACUCGUUUGAGGGAAAGUCAGUCUCUGAAUAGAAUAACAGAGGUUCAAGAAGAUAUAACGCAUGCUUUAGUUAUUUCGACAGCUAUGGUAGGAACUCAGGGUGUUGUUUCUGCUAAAACUAGUAAGGGAAUUGGGGCGAAAUUAUUACAAGCUAUGAACAACAGAAGAAGCACUGAUGAGAAGAAUGAAAAGUUCACAUCCAACUCUAGAGAUAGUAAAAGUAUUCAUCAUAUAUCUCGGAAAGAUAACGUUAAGAGUUUAGCGUUUGACAAUGCCGAAACCGAUAAAUCAGAUUCAAGUAAUAAAGUGGUACCUUCAAACAGGUCAGCAGUAAAAAAAAUGCGUCUCAUUGGAAAAUAUUUCCAGGUGCAUAAAAGAUUGUGUAUACCGAUACAGGGUCUUUUCACAAAGAAUCGGUUGUAUAAAGCUCAAAGUUGUAGCUCGUUAGCUCGUGAUAAAAUUAAUCCGGAUAUUGUGAAUCGUCGCCAAAGAGCAGUGAGUGUGAUCAGGAACAAUGAAGGUGACAUCAAUCAAAAUGAGAAUGAUCAAAUAGAGAAAAAGUCUCCAGUGAUUCAAUUGAAUAGUGUAUGCAACGAACUUACUGGAAUUUGUGCCAUACAUUUGGGACAAGCAUCAAAGUGUUGUAGUUUUUGUUAGCAGACCUUGAAAGUUCGUGAUAAUUAAGCCAAAGUUUGAUGUUUUAGUCAAAUUGAUAAAUUUCGUUCUGGAGCUUUGAGCUCAGAUAGGUUAUGUCCAAAAGGUGAACUCUUCAUCAAGUGAAGUGAGUAUAGGGGGAGGAAAAAUAAGUCAAAUUAGAAGGAAGGACGUAUUAUUUAUUCAAGAGAAACAUAAGAAACGAGAUAUUCAAAACAUUGAUCAUCUGCGUUUAUUGCCUAUUUAUGGUGGUACGAAUGUUCCACCAAGUUAUUGACAUCUUUGAAACACGACAAUUUUCUUCAACUGCCUAACCAAAAGCUUUUGGUUAUUACAGGAAUUAGUCGUACUUAAAAAAAAAGCAUACUACUUUGGCCAAUAGUUGUUGAAAAUAUUUCAUCAAGGAAGAAUCAAUUCACAAAACAGAGAUCAUUCAAUAAGCAACUGAUUAGUCACAUUUAUUCAAGCGAAGGUAUAUCAAAUCUUACAUUUUAUUCUGAGAGAAUAAUGUACCAAAGCUUGACAAAAAUCGAGUUUGAUUAUCUGAUCAGCUUUUGAUUUCACAUUAUUCAAAUAAAGCGAUACAAGGUUCAGCCUGGAUUAAAUAAAUAAAUUAAAUGAUGCUCUUUAUUUAUAAAAAUAAAUAUAAUAUAAAUAAAGAGCAUCAAUUAAAAAGUACCAUUUUAAGUUAAAUUCAAGAAAGAUAUGUUAAAAAAACCCUUCUACUACAUCUUUGUUUCCCAGGCGCAUCUCACUCUGCUUUGUGUUUGAAUAUAAAAUAUUCAUUAUGCACAAAAUAAUAUGUUUAUGGAAAAUUUCGACGUGCAAUUUUUUUUUAAUAUGUUGGCUGAUGUACCUCAAGUAAUACUUUAAUCACAGUAUUCUCCGCAGAAAUGCCAGCAUUAAGAUAUAAUUUGUUAUUAUUUAUCAAGGAAAAAUCUACUUGUAUUACCUUAUUUCUUAUUAUUGAAAAGUAGCUUCGAUCAUAAAAUGGAUAUAAAAACUUGGGUAAUUAUUAUUUCUUCGUUCUCAACAUCAAUGUAACUAUCGAUCACAAAAUUUCGCAAUUAUGACGAAUUCAUGCUAACCUGAUUACUUACUGUGUUUCCAUUAUAAUGAUUCUUUUUUUAUAUUUCGUCAUUUUAUCCGCCAACAUGCUCUACAUGUACAAAAUUGCUUUUUGAUUUAAACAUUUCGCCUUUUCGUCAAAGUUUCAACUUGAGUAUCACCUGAUAAAUUAUCAAACGAAAUAAUGAACUUAAUCCUAGAAAACAAUCCUUUGUCGAUAAAAUACGAAAUUUCACGGCUAAAGAGUCAAUCCAAAACAAAUUUAUCCUUCAUUUGAUGAAGAAGGUAACACCCUAACAAAAUAAAUCUAACCAAAGCUUUAAAUAUUUAUUUAUAUAUUUUUAUUACUGCUGUUGUAUUCAAUUAUAUUAACUUCAACUAUGUAUUCCAGGAACCUACAAAGGAAAAUUGUUUUCUGUUUAUUUGGUUUAGAAUUAGUAGGUAAGUGAAUAACGCGACAGUCUUUAACUGAAAUCAAUUUUUUUUUUUUGUGAGUUAUGAAGUGUUUCAUCUGCUGGUCAGAAAAACUAACUUAUACUUGGUUCAUUUGAAAAAUCAGUUAUAGAGAAAACAAUGAAUUAAGCAACAAAAAUUUCAAUCAAGAUGUUCUUUGGUUAAACGAUAUAUUAUGUCCGUAAAUUAUAGAAUUGUGUUAUGCGAAUCCUACCAUAAUUAUUCUCAUUUUUAUCAUCAUUUUCGAAAGACUGAAUAAUAAAAAAUAUAUCAAAGCUUGUGUACAAAGUAACAUAAUAUUAGUUAUCCAAUAGUGAAACAAUGUUAACUGUAUAUCUCUGAACCCUAAAUAGAAGUUGUCAUACUCAGAAGUCAAUUGGUUCUUUUUCAACCAAUUAUUUCACUAUGCGUAUGUAAAUUCAUUUAUUUUUCCAUGAAUAAUCUAUAUUUGGUCCUUAAACGUUGAUGAAUUUAUCAGUAGUUAAGUGAAUAAACGAUUAGAAAAGUUCAUUUGUCUAGAGAAAAGUAGGUAGUUGUAGAAUUAAACAAGGUGCUAAUAAGUUUCAGUUGACUUUCUUCAAAUAGUAAUGUUAUUUCCUAAUUUUUCUGUCUACUUUUGUAUUCAAUGAUCUGAGAUCUAUAACAACUCCUUUCCGAAUAUCCUUGUAAAGUAACUCCUCUUUGUUACUUCGUUGUAUGUGCUAUGCACAAUGUUUCUAUUUAGGUAUUUGUGAGACAGCUGUUACUUAAUUUAAGCCGUACUGAAUCUAAUUUUUGUUGUGCCUUUUACUUUCAUAGAUUAAUGUCAAGCUGGUCUUGUCGAUAUUAAUGGAUCUAAAUGUAUGCAUCUAUGCACCACAAUAAACUGUUUAACAUU